UCGGACACAGCCCAAGUACUUCCGUUAUGGAUUACUUCCGGUAGGUUGGCGUUAUUGGCGCGUAAACCUUUUUGGUGAAGCCAUGGCGUGUCAAAGAGGAGCGCUGAUCGUGCUGGAGGGCGUGGACAGAGCCGGGAAAACCACGCAAUGCAAGAUGCUGGUCCAGGCGCUGCAGAAGAGCGGGAGGCCCGCGGAGGCCAUGCGGUUUCCCGACCGGACCACGACCAUCGGCCAGCUGAUCAGCGCCUACCUGGAGAAGAAGAGUGAGCUGGAGGACCACACGGUGCACCUGCUGUUCUCUGCCAACCGCUGGGAGCUCGUACCAACCAUGAAGAAGAAGCUGGAGCAGGGCAUCACUCUGGUCGUGGACCGCUACGCGUUCUCCGGGGCGGCCUUCACCAGCGCCAAGCCUGGCUUCUCUCUGGAAUGGUGCAUGAAACCCGACGUGGGACUGCCGAAACCCGACCUGGUGAUGUUCCUGCAGCUGAGCCCGGCCGAGGCGGCCCUCAGAGGUCAGUUUGGGGUCGAGAGGUAUGAAACCAGAGUGUUCCAGAACGCGGUUCAGCAGAAAUUUGAGCUGCUGAUGAAAGAUUCGUCGGUGAACUGGCAGGUGAUCGAUGCUUCGAAGAGCGUUGAGGAAGUUCACAGAGACAUCACAGUCCACAGCCUCAAUGCCAUCAACAAAGCAGAGGACAUUCCACUCGGACAGUUAUGGACGUGAGGAGAAUCGGAUGUUCGGGCUCUAACACAUUAAGUCAAACAUCAGAUUGUAAUCCCCUUAGGGUUUUCUUUGUUAUUUUGGUAAAUAAACUUGUGAUUUGGUUCGA
Molecule: messenger RNA, 827 nt
Organism: Oryzias latipes (Japanese medaka)
Lineage: Eukaryota; Metazoa; Chordata; Actinopteri; Beloniformes; Adrianichthyidae
Gene: dtymk
Product: deoxythymidylate kinase (thymidylate kinase)
Biological process (GO): dTTP biosynthetic process; dTDP biosynthetic process; dUDP biosynthetic process
Cellular component (GO): cytosol; mitochondrion; cytoplasm
Molecular function (GO): ATP binding; nucleoside diphosphate kinase activity; dTMP kinase activity
Source: RefSeq, a predicted model, not a curated record